This is a messenger RNA of Cucurbita moschata (crookneck pumpkin), 1014 nucleotides long. RefSeq lists its product as uncharacterized. Bases 141 to 722 code for a protein of 193 amino acids. The transcript has 4 exons. NCBI's taxonomy places the organism in Eukaryota, Viridiplantae, Streptophyta, Magnoliopsida, Cucurbitales, Cucurbitaceae. The record is from RefSeq and is a predicted model, not a curated record.
AAGACAAGUGGUGGGGAGCCGAAUUGAAAAUGAAAGCUAAAACUUAAGAAGUUUGACAUUGACAAAGGGAUUCACACCGCGGUAAGGUCGAGGCCAACCCGAGCCAACCACAAGAAAGUAAAUCCUUUCCACUUUCUCCGAUGGCAAUUCAGGCGCGUUCUUGCGAUCCCUCGCUCAUCAAGCUUGGAUUGGCUUUGAUCGCCCUCUCUAUCGCCGGCUACAUUCUCGGCCCUCCUCUCUACUGGCAUGUCAAGGAAGGUUUCGCCGUCGUUAGCCGCUCAUCUUCUUCUUCCUCUUGCCCUCCUUGCUUCUGCGACUGCCCUUCUCAGCCCGUCAUCUCAAUUCCCGAAGAAUUGAGGAACUCUACCUUUGCAGAUUGUGUUAAGCAUGAUCCAGAAGUGAGUCAAGACACAGAGAAGAACUUCGCAGACCUAUUGUUAGAGGAGCUGAAGUUAAAGGAAGCCGAAGCCUCGGAAAGUCAUCGCCGUGCUGAUAUGGCUCUGCUCGAGGCGAAGAAGAUGACAUCUCAGUAUCAAAAAGAAGCAGACAAGUGCAAUUCUGGGAUGGAAACAUGUGAAGAAGCAAGAGAGAAAGCUGAAGCAGUAUUAGCUGCUCAGAAGAGACUAACAGCAACAUGGGAGCAAAGGGCUCGCCAAAGGGGCUGGAAAGAGGGGGCUGCUAAGUCUCGUAUUCAAAAACAAGGAAAUAUUCAAACUGCAUAAAACAGCAUCCAAGCAGAGUAACACCUCCUCCCGUCCUCGCCUUUCGUUUCAUAUAUAUAUAUAAUUUUUUGGUAGUAACUUAAAUUUCACUCGACAUCCUCGAAUAGAUCGGAAUGAACUAUUUCAGGUAUCUUUAGAGAAUCGAAAUGUCAAUUACCGUUUAGUUAAGCCUAUGAAAACGUUCAUUAGUUGAAAGCAACUAAUGUAUUGAUGAAGUUAUGUUACUCUCAUUUGUUAUCUUCUUUGUGGCCUAAUGGCCUCGUUCGAAACAAAAUCGAAAGUUCAAGAACAU